Molecule: messenger RNA, 1290 nt
Organism: Urocitellus parryii (Arctic ground squirrel)
Lineage: Eukaryota; Metazoa; Chordata; Mammalia; Rodentia; Sciuridae
Source: RefSeq, a predicted model, not a curated record
GCCGCGCGAGGAGGCCGAGCCGGCGGGGAGGCCUUGAGCUCGCGGCCCGGCGAGGGCGGCCGCGGCCCCAAGCCCCGCUCCCGGACGCCGCGCGGCCCAGCCGAGUGGCGACUCCCGAGGAGGGGACCCCGGCSCCGGGGUAAAGGAAGAGAGGAGGCCGCGCCAAGGGGAGGCGGCGAGCCCGCGGGCCCGGAGGCCUCGGCCGCGUCACAGCACCCACAUGGCCUCCGGAGUGGGCGCGGCCUUCGAGGAGCUGCCUCACGACGGCACGUGUGACGAGUGCGAGCCCGACGAGGCUCCGGGGGCCGAGGAAGUGUGCCGAGAAUGCGGCUUCUGCUACUGUCGCCGCCACGCCGAGGCGCACAAGGAGAAGUUCCUCAGUCACCACCUGGCAGAGUACAUCCAUGGCGCCCAGGCCUGGACCUCGCGAGCCGGCGGGGAGGGGGCCGGGAAGGAAGAGGUCGGGGCCAAGGUGGAGCAGGACGGGGAGGUAGAAAGCGAGGCGGGGGAAGAGAGCGAGUCGGAGGAGGACAGUGAGUCGGAGGAAGAGAGCGAGACGGAGGAAGAGAGCGAGGACGAGAGCGACGAAGAGAGUGACGAGGACAGUGAGGAAGAAAUGGAGGAUGAGCAAGAGAGCGAGGCGGAGGAAGACAACCAAGAAGGAGAGUCGGAGGCAGAAGGGGAAACCGAGGCAGAAAGCGAAUUCGACCCAGAAAUAGAAAUGGAAGCCGAGAGAGUGGCCAAGAGGAAGUGUCCAGACCAUGGGCUGGAUUUGAGCACCUAUUGCCAGGAAGAUAGGCAGCUCAUCUGUGUCCUGUGUCCAGUCAUUGGGGCUCACCAGGGCCACCAGCUCUCCACUCUAGAUGAAGCCUUCGAAGAAUUGAGAAGCAAAGACUCAGGAGGACUGAAGGCAGCCAUGAUAGAAUUGGUGGAAAGGUUAAAGUUCAAGAGCUCAGAUCCUAAAAGCACAAGGACUGGUGAAUGGCCUUUUCCAACAGAAAACAUGGGAAGAUGGCAAAAGAACAAUAACGCCUAGAGAAUUUAACCCUGGUUAAAUGAAAAACAGAAGCAAGUGCUUCAACAGUUUGACCUGAUGGAUGAAGGACACCAUUUGGGGAAAAUAUUCAGGCUUUCUUAUGUCCAAUCUAGGCUCUGAGGCAUGAAAUUACCCAGAAGCAAAUGUGGCACCUUUUCAUCUUUUAUAGACACCUGGGCAUCAGAAAGAGGAGAAACAGCUCUUUUCUCACCUUUCCCAUUCCUAGUCCUUUAUCAACACAAAACCAAACAAUU